Eublepharis macularius is the source of this 1236-nucleotide messenger RNA. RefSeq names its product myocyte enhancer factor 2B (gene MEF2B). The transcript is spliced from 8 exons. The coding region runs from base 25 to 1236 and encodes 403 amino acids. Gene Ontology annotation, molecular function: protein dimerization activity; RNA polymerase II cis-regulatory region sequence-specific DNA binding; DNA-binding transcription factor activity, RNA polymerase II-specific. NCBI's taxonomy places the organism in Eukaryota, Metazoa, Chordata, Lepidosauria, Squamata, Eublepharidae. The record is from RefSeq and is a predicted model, not a curated record. Gene Ontology annotation, biological process: positive regulation of transcription by RNA polymerase II.
UGUCUCUAUCCCUGCCAAACUGCAAUGGGGCGGAAAAAAAUACAAAUCAGCAGGAUUUUGGACCAAAGGAACAGACAGGUCACCUUCACCAAGAGGAAGUUUGGGCUGAUGAAGAAGGCUUAUGAGCUCAGCGUUCUGUGUGACUGUGAAAUCGCCCUCAUCAUCUUCAACAGCACCAACCGGCUCUUCCAGUACGCCAGCACAGAUAUGGAUAAGGUGCUUCUGAAGUAUACAGAAUACAGUGAGCCACACGAGAGUCGGACCAAUUCAGACAUCCUGGAGACUCUGAAACGAAAAGGCCUGGGCUUGGAGGCCCCAGAACUGGAUCUUGAAGAAGCUUUGGCCCCUAUGGGGAAACUGAGGCGGCUCGGUGAGGGGGUGGACCUGACUUUGUCACGGCCCAAACUUUCUUCAGCAGCUUCCUUGUCUAGCCUGGAGGGGGCCUCAAUGGGAACUCCGCCCUCUGGAAGCGAGGGGGGCCCGAGCAGCACAGGGGGGUCCCCCCUUCAACCAAGUCGUUUGCCACCAUUCAAGCCAGCAGUCCCCAGACAGGGGCCUCCCUCAGGGCGCUCUCCAGGCCCCCUCACGUCAGGUAUUGGCUACCCAGUCUUCUCACAUGGCAACCUGAGCCGUGCGUUGUCCAGUAGAACCCCACCCCCGCUGUACCUGGGGGCUGAUGCCCGUCGGACAGAAGGACACCAUUCCGGUGGCAGGAACAACAUGGCAUCAAUGCGUUCCUUGUAUCCCAGCUUCCAGACCAUGAGCCCAGCGUUGCCCUCCGGAAGUACCUCUCUUCCCGGACAUGGCCUGCCAGGAUACCCUGUUCUGUCCUGCAGCCAAGCAGAAUAUCCUUCCGGAGACGGCACCUUGCAUCCCUUCAGCCUCCAGGCAGGCACCGUGGCUACAUGGCAACGAGACAUGGCGGUUGCCGGGCACCCAUCACUGGGAGCAACCAGUCGAGUGGGUGACCAACCUCCCCUGACUUCCGGCUCCCCUUCCUCGCACCUGCCUGUCAACAUCAAGUCCGAGCGGGCGUCCCCUACAGCAAGCUGUCCCUCAACCACUCCACAGCCCCCACUGUGUGUCCGCCCCUCCCUUGGGGACAUCCCCGUAGAUGACUAUGUCAAGGCCUACCACUACUCCCUACUCUUCUCCCGGCCCCUGGCAGAAGAACAGAGGCACCCCAGCGUUUCCACACGACGUUUGCAGCCCGCUAUUGAGGACUGGCAAAGAUAA